AUGCUCGGCCACUACGAUGUGCGAAAAUACUUGAACAAACAGCUAGCGUUAUCAUGUAGCCUGAUUGCUCUCUCCAGCUUCAACUAUGCUUUCGAUAACCAAGGAUUUGCCCAAACCCAGGCCAUGGAUGCCUUCGAGAAGAGAUUUGGUGUCUAUGAUGCAGAAGCCAAAAACUGGGCCCUCGACACUCAGUGGAAGUCAUACUUCAACGGACUCCCGUAUUUGACCUUCGCCUGUGGUACGCAGUGA
Penicillium expansum is the source of this 249-nucleotide messenger RNA. RefSeq lists its product as uncharacterized. The record is from RefSeq and is a predicted model, not a curated record. The transcript has a single exon. Lineage: Eukaryota; Fungi; Ascomycota; Eurotiomycetes; Eurotiales; Aspergillaceae. Bases 1 to 249 code for a protein of 82 amino acids.